AUACCCACCGACCCCGGAAGUGGAACUCGAAAUUGGCAGCGGCGCCGUGAAUCGCGGAGGGGAAACAGCCAGGAGAGGUGGCGCGUCUCCCGGUAACGGCGCCUCGCCCGGCCCGGCCCGGCCCUUCCGGGAUGAGAGGCACCAGCUCAUCCUGUGAAGAUUGAUGUCCUUUUCCUUCAUCACUUUAAUUUUGUUGACAAUUUGGAUAAACAUGGCACAGCUCCAGCAAGGAGGCCCAGAUGAAAAAGAAAAAACUACAGCACUGAAAGAUUUAUUGUCUAGAAUAGACUUGGAUGAACUGAUGAAAAAAGAUGAGCCACCACUUGAGUUUCCCGAUACACUUGAAGGAUUUGAGUAUGCCUUUAAUGAAAAGGGGCAAUUAAGGCAUAUAAAAACUGGGGAGCCAUUUGUUUUUAACUACCGUGAAGAUUUGCAUAGAUGGAACCAAAAACGCUACGAAGCUCUUGGAGAGAUCAUUACUAAAUAUGUCUAUGAACUAUUGGAAAAGGAAUGCCACUUGAAAAAAGUAACUCUCCCAGUAGAUGCUACUGAGAGUGAGCCAAAGAGUUUUAUCUUUAUGAGUGAGGAUGCAUUGACAAACCCAGAUAAACUGAUGGUUUUAAUUCAUGGUAGUGGUGUUGUCAGGGCAGGUCAGUGGGCUAGAAGACUUAUUAUAAAUGAAGAUCUGGACAGUGGCACACAGAUUCCGUAUAUUAAGAGAGCUAUUGAGGUGAUAAAGAUGGAAGGCUAUGGAGUAAUAGUACUGAAUCCCAAUGAGAACUAUAUUGAAGUGGAAAAGACAAAAGCCCAAGUACAGCUGUCCUCUGAUAGCUCAGAUGAACCUGCAGAAAAGAGAGAGAGAAAAGAUAAAAUCCAAAAAGAAACAAAGAAGCGACGUGACUUCUACGAAAAGUAUCGGAACCCACAGAAAGAAAAAGAAACUGUGCAGUUGUAUAUUAGAGAUAAUGGCUCUCCUGAAGAACAUGCAGUUUAUGUAUGGGACCACUUUAUUGCUGAGUCAGCAGCUGAAAACGUAUAUUUUGUCGCUCACAGUUACGGUGGACUUGCAUUCGUAGAGUUGAUGAUUCAACGAGAGGCAGAUGUAAAGAAUAAGGUAACUGCUGUGGCGUUGACAGACUCUGUUCACAAUGUGUGGCAUCAAGAAGCUGGCAAAACUGUUCGAGAAUGGAUGCGAGAGAACUGUUGUAACUGGGUGUCUAGUUCAGAACCUCUAGAUACGUCAGUAGAGUCCAUGUUGCCAGACUGCCCACGUGUUUCUGCAGGGACCGAGCGUCAUGAGCUAACUUCCUGGAAGAGUUUUCCGUCUAUUUUCAAAUUCUUCAGUGAAGCAUCCGAGGCAAAAAACAGUUCAGUCCAACCAGCCCCAACACGACGCUCCAACAGAAUCAAAUACGAAGAGCUUUAAGGGGAGAAAAACAUCUCUUUGCUGCUUGUUUUCUGCAAGCAGUCUCCCAGCCCCUCAUUAGAUUGUUUUCUUCCUAGAGCACAGGGUCGUGAUGUAUACAUCUAAAUAGCGUUUUGCAUUAUUUCUAGAUGAGUGCAACUGUCAAAGCAAUAUGGGUUCACUGGUUGUGCUUCCUGUGGGCUGUAGCUUGGAUUUCGUGCUGCCCAUCAGUGCGCAGAUUAAGGCUGACAGCAGUACUGCACAGUGCAGCAUGGUGCAGCUCUAAUUGCCCUGACAUAGCCCUGCACCGAGCUGAUGCCAGAGUUUAACAGCUUCUUCGUGGUCCUAUCGCCUACAGGAUUUUUGCUGCUUCCUUCCAGGGUUCAGUUUUCUUGCUUGCUUGCUUGCUUUCUCUGACAGGAGCAAACUUUAGAUUUUAUGCAUUUUUAACAGAAUUGCUUUUAAAUAAUUGAUCCAGGUAGAUUUCUCUCCCCUCUUCCUCCUCCCUGCUCUUCUUCAGCCUUUAAAAUGCUCAGACAUCUUUCUAACAAUGGAAUAUUUUUGUUUGUGCUUUUUAAGGGGGUUGUUUAAGCCAUAAUGACUCAAUUUAAAUUUAAAAAAUAGCACAAAGACAGUGGUGUAGUAUUUGGAUUUAUAAAUAUGAAUCGUUCCCUGUAGCUCUAACCAGAUCUUUUUUUUUCUUUUGAGACCAGAGGAGAGACUGUGCAUAAAAUAGAUCCUAAGAAAUAAUAAAUUAAUGAAUAGGUAUUUCUGUGGAGGACCGUCUCUGAAUUUAAAAUAAGGUUUCUAAUAAAUCUGUACAUUACAGAAAGAAAGGACUAAAUUUAAACCAAAAUGAACCAAUGCUAUUUAUGCUGAAAUCUUUUGCUUCGUGAUUUUAGGAUUCCCAUUUUUACAGAGUUUGUAUCUCUGAAUAAUUUUAAAUCACGAGGUGUGAUACAUGUUUUAGUGAAAAUUGUAACAUAGAUUAAAUACCUGUAUUUAAAAUUUACUUUUAGAACUUGGUUGAUAUGUUUAUUUUUUAUUCUAAUAGAAUGUCUAUUUUGAGACAAAGCAAAAUAUAAAUUACUCUUUUUAAAGAGGGACAUAAUUUUGAAUAGUAAAAAAAAUGAAUAUUUUCAAUCAAUAGUCUUUUCUUCUCUGGGACCAAAUGGGAUCAACUCUUCACACUUUCCAUGUUCUCCAGAUAAGGGGUCCAAGAACUUUGGUCCAAAUUUAUGGGAAAGUCUCUGUAUAAAGAUUUUUUCCUUCUUUGGCAUUAUUUGUAGAACUCCACUUGCUUUUGAAAGUUCUACCUUAAAAUGCCAAUUGCUUUGUACUUCACCAAUUCAGCAACCGUCUGGACCACACUGUGAAUUAUGAUAGCAUAAAUAAAUAAAAAGUCAUGAAUUACU
Molecule: messenger RNA, 2820 nt
Organism: Chelonoidis abingdonii (Abingdon island giant tortoise)
Lineage: Eukaryota; Metazoa; Chordata; Testudines; Testudinidae
Source: RefSeq, a predicted model, not a curated record